UGGUUAUUUUACUGUUUCCAGGCCCUCAAUAUCGAGUCGAUAUCAACACAGUUUGUGCUGCGUCCGGCAGACUAUGGUCUGACUCUCCAUUGUAGCUCGACUGACCACGAAAAUAGUCUACCGCCGAAGCUUGUCCGUGCUGGAAGCGACUCGAAUCUCGCUCUACCUGAGCACGAAUCAUGAUACCACUCCACUCACCCGUAGCUUCAAACCUACGUCCCCUUCGACCCGUCAUGAAAUCCCAAUCCUCCCCGAGGUUAAGCAUAACACACGUACCUGCCAUAUAUAACUCCCCCCCCUUCCCCUCGUCCUCCACCUGCAUCCACACAGACCAACUGCACUACCUACGACUACCUACGACUACCUACUGCUCCGAUAACAAUCUCGUCAAAAACACACCUACAAAAUGCAAGUCUCCACGCUGAUCCUCUCCAUCCUGAUCGCGGCCCUCCUUGCCGCCCAGGUCCUCGCCGCACCGGUACCGAAGAACGUCUUCCGCCCCGAAAACUACGGCAUGGGCUAUCGCGGCCGCAAGACGUCUGGCCCACGCAAUUACCAGCCAUUCCCGGGCGCUUUUGGACGUAUCCUUGGUCCCGAUGACGCUGAGCCCAGAGUCGACCGCGUCGACAAGGUCGAUUGCGUCGAUAAGGUCGAUAGUUGGUUGUAUCUUAUGAACGAGUAA
Molecule: messenger RNA, 682 nt
Organism: Tricharina praecox
Lineage: Eukaryota; Fungi; Ascomycota; Pezizomycetes; Pezizales; Pyronemataceae
Exons: 2
Coding region: 407-682 (91 amino acids)
Source: RefSeq, a predicted model, not a curated record